Molecule: messenger RNA, 1811 nt
Organism: Candidula unifasciata
Lineage: Eukaryota; Metazoa; Mollusca; Gastropoda; Stylommatophora; Geomitridae
Source: the annotation of a GenBank genome assembly
GUGUUGGCAAACUGAUUAGUGAGGAGAAGCUGGACACGGGAGCCCUACAGUUGCCAGUUGUACACAAGUACAUCCUUGCCAUGGGCGGCUACUUGGUUCUGCUGCUGGUGUUUGUAUGUUUUUGUCUACCAGUGGUGGGGGUGACUACGGCGGGCUGGUACUUAUCUUACUGGUUGGAGCAAGGGGGAGGGGGCAACUUGACUGUACCCAGCACCCGGGUUAUAGAUCAUCCGGACUUAGAGUUGUACAUGUUGAUCUAUGCUGCAUUUAUUCCAGUAUUAAUUAUAACCACUUUGUUACGAUCUUUCUCUCUUAUGAAGGCAACACUAAGAGCAUCCAGUCAUCUCCAUAAUACUGGAUUUAUGCAGAUUCUACGAAGUCCUAUGUCAUUUUUUGAUGCAACUCCAGUUGGUAGAAUUGUCAACAGAUUCUCAGCAGAUCUCGACGAGAUUGACGUCCGUCUUCCAAUGAAUGUGGAAGUGUUUCUAACCAACGUCUUACAAGUUAUAGCAUCCUUGGCCAUGAUUGGAUAUGUGUCGCCAUGGUUUUUGUUGGCUUCUAUACCCCUUGGUGUUUUGUUCUUUUUCCUCAUGAUUAUUUUCCACGUCUGCAUCCGGCAACUCAAAUGUCUGGAUAACAUCACACGGUCACCAGUUAUAUCUCAUAUAGGAAUGUCAGUCCAAGGUUUGGCAUGCAUUUAUGCCUAUCGUAAAACUGGAGAAUUUAUCAGGAAGCACUGUGGGCUGCUGAAUGCAAACUCAGUGGCUGUUUUCCUGUUUUAUGCAGCCAACCGGUGGUUGGCCUUACGGUUAGACCUGGUCAGUGCUGGAGUUGGUUUUCUCACAGCACUACUUAUUGUGCUCACCUACGACCACCUGAAUCCUGCUCUUGCUGGCCUAGCACUGUCAUACUCUGUACAGAUGUCAGGAUUGUUCCAGUUUACAGCGCGGCUGGCAGUAGAAACUGAGGCUCGCUUUACCUCAGUGCAAAGGAUACUAGAAUAUUGUGAUAUAAGUGAAAAAGAGAUGUCUGUCCCAGUGACAAAUAACCAGCUAGUCAAGGACUGGCCAAGGGCAGGGGCCAUUAAUUUCACUGGUGUUAGACUACGUUACAAGAGUGGUGGGCCCUUAGCAUUGAAAGACGUUACAUUUAAUGUUGAAUCUCAUGAAAAAAUUGGCAUUGUGGGCAGAACUGGAGCAGGAAAGUCAUCUCUCACAGUAGCUUUGUUCCGGCUGAGAGAGCUGGAGGCUGGAAAGAUAUUAGUGGAUGAUGUUGACAUAUCCAAAGUGUCUUUGGAUGAACUGAGGUCAAGGCUGUCUGUAAUUCCUCAGGAUCCAGUGCUUUUUGCAGGAAAUCUGAGAUACAACCUUGACCCAUUCCAACAAUACUCGGAUGCAGAUGUAUGGCAGGCACUGGAAAAAUGCCAUAUCGCCAACAUGGUGAAGUCUCUGGCACACCAGCUGGACACCAGUGUGGUGGAGAAUGGUGAUAACUUCUCCGUAGGAGAGCGACAGCUGAUCUGCAUGGCCAGAGCUCUUCUAAGAAAUAGCAGAAUUUUGGUAUUAGAUGAGGCCACAGCUGCCAUUGACUCAGAGACUGAUGCCCUCAUCCAGCAGACGCUGAAAGAAGCUUUUUCCGAAUGCACCAUGCUUAUCAUUGCCCAUCGAAUUAACACUGUUAUAGGAUGCAACAAGAUUUUAGUCAUGGAGGAAGGAAUGAUCAAAGAGUUUGAUAUACCAGCUAGUCUUUUGUCAAAUCCUCUCUCAAAGUUCAAGUCCAUGUAUGAUGCAGAUAUUUCAACAAAAUCAUGA